AUGGCAGGAGGUGGACAUGCACCACCGCCCAAACAGGAGGAGCUACAGCCUCAUCCAGUCAAAGAUCAGCUACCAAACGUUUCCUACUGCAUUACCAGUCCUCCUCCUUGGCCUGAAGCUAUCCUACUUGGCUUCCAACAUUACUUGGUGAUGCUUGGCACAACAGUUCUCAUUCCUACCUUUCUCGUUCCCCAGAUGGGAGGAGGACAUGAGGAGAAAGCAAAAAUGAUUCAGACUAUCCUGUUUGUUGCUGGAUUAAACACCUUGCUUCAAACAUUCUUUGGGACUCGUUUACCAGCAGUGAUUGGAGCAUCUUAUACCUAUGUGCCAACAACCAUUUCAAUCAUCUUGGCUGGUCGAUAUAGUGAUGUUUUGAACCCCGAGGAGAAAUUUGAGAAGAUAAUGCGUGGAACCCAGGGUGCACUUAUUGUUGCAUCAACUCUGCAGAUUGUUGUUGGCUUCAGUGGUCUUUGGCGCAAUGUGGCGAGGUUCAUUAGUCCACUUUCUGCUGUUCCUUUGGUUGCUUUGUCAGGCUUUGGGCUGUAUGAGUUUGGUUUUCCUGUGUUUGCAAAAUGUGUGGAGAUUGGGCUACCACAACUCAUCAUUCUACUGAUAUUUUCACAGUACAUACCUCAUUUGAUGCGCAGUGAGACGCUCUUCUUUGAUCGCUUUGCGGUUUUAUUUUCGGUGGCGAUUGUGUGGGUUUAUGCUCAUCUGCUCACUGUGGGUGGGGCCUAUAAGAACACAGGACCCACAACUCAAUUGACCUGUCGAACUGAUCGUGCUGGCAUUAUAGGUGCUGCUCCAUGGAUAAGAGUUCCAUAUCCUUUUCAAUGGGGAGCUCCCACUUUUGAUGCUGGAGAAGCUUUUGCAAUGAUGGCUGCUUCAUUUGUUGCUCUUGUAGAGUCCACUGGCGGCUUUAUUGCUGUGUCAAGGUAUGCAAGUGCAACUCCGCUGCCACCUUCUAUUUUAAGCCGUGGUGUUGGUUGGCAGGGAGUGGGCAUUCUUUUCUGUGGUAUAUUCGGCACUGGGAGUGGUUCAUCAGUAUCUGUUGAAAAUGCUGGUUUGUUAGCAUUAACACGGGUUGGCAGCCGAAGAGUUGUUCAGAUUUCAGCGAGUUUCAUGAUAUUCUUUUCCAUACUCGGAAAAUUUGGAGCUGUCUUUGCCUCAAUUCCUGCACCGAUCAUCGCAGCAUUGUAUUGCUUUUUCUUCGCUUAUGUUGGUUCAGCAGGUCUUACCUUGCUUCAGUUUUGCAAUCUGAACAGUUUUAGGACGAAAUUUAUUUUAGGCUUCUCUAUUUACAUGGGCUUGUCAAUACCACAAUACUUCAAUGAAUACACCCUUGUUAAAGGCUACGGCCCUGUGCACACUGGCGCAAGAUGGUUCAAUGAUAUGGUGAAUGUUCCUUUCUCAUCAGAAGCAUUUGUUGCCGGUUUCCUGGGCCUAUUCUUGGACAUCACGCUGCAUCGCAAUGACAGUGCAACGAGGAAAGAUCGUGGCAUGCAUUGGUGGGAUAGAUUCCGAUCAUUUAAGACGGAUACAAGAAGUGAGGAAUUCUAUUCCCUGCCUUUCAACCUCAACAAGUUCUUCCCCUCGGUGUGA
This is a messenger RNA of Prunus armeniaca (apricot), 1602 nucleotides long. Lineage: Eukaryota; Viridiplantae; Streptophyta; Magnoliopsida; Rosales; Rosaceae. The record is from the annotation of a GenBank genome assembly.